Desarmillaria tabescens is the source of this 1044-nucleotide messenger RNA. RefSeq names its product Ribokinase-like protein. Gene Ontology annotation, molecular function: pyridoxal kinase activity. The record is from RefSeq and is a predicted model, not a curated record. The transcript is spliced from 6 exons. Gene Ontology annotation, cellular component: cytosol. Lineage: Eukaryota; Fungi; Basidiomycota; Agaricomycetes; Agaricales; Physalacriaceae. Gene Ontology annotation, biological process: pyridoxal 5'-phosphate salvage. The coding region runs from base 1 to 1044 and encodes 347 amino acids.
AUGGUCGAACGAAUCCUCAGUAUCCAGUCCCACGUUGCAUUUGGUUACGUUGGAGGCAAGGCUGCCGUAUUUCCGCUGCAGUGUCUCGGAUACGAUGUCGAUGUAGUAAACACUGUCAAUUUUUCGAAUCACGCAGGAUAUCGCCGCUCUGGGGGGAGUAAGACGAAUGCUGCAGAGCUUAAUUCCAUAUUUGAGUCCAUGGAAGCCAACGAGCUGUUGAGCCCGACGCGGCUGUUGACUGGUUAUAUACCCGGCGCAGAGGCCCUCACUGCAAUCGGUAAACUGGCAACCAAGCUGAAAAAACGCAGACCAGAGCUCAUAUACCUUCUUGACCCUGUGAUGGGGGACUCGGGUCGUUUAUAUGUCGCCCCAGACGUGAUACCGGUCUAUCAGAGCAUGCUCUCCCUCGCCAGCGUGAUCACCCCAAACUGGUUCGAAGCCGAAACGCUCACCAACACGACCCUCCACGACCUCGCAUCCCUGCGCAAGGCUCUGACCAUUCUGCACAAGGACUACGGUGUCCCCAACGUCGUGAUCAGCUCUAUCCCACUCACAACAUGGCUCGCUGAUCUCCUCCCGUCUAACAUCCGUCCUCCCCCUGAAGAACAUUCUGACCAUCUACUGUGCAUGUCUUCAUCCUGGUCAGCCACCCAGGAAAAACCCACCAUCCAUGCCGGCUGUGUACCAUUCAUUCCUGGGUACUUUUCGGGAGUCGGCGACCUUUUCUCUGCGCUUCUCCUAGGGCAAUUCAAGCCAGAACAGGACGAUCAUCCAGAGGGCGUAACACCGCUGUCAUCGGCGACAUCCCAUGCAUUGACUAAGACGCAUGCAGUAUUGACUGUUACCCACGCGUAUUCUGAGACUCUGCCGCCUGAGGAACGGCAGGCGUCGGAUGAGGAGAAGGAUGAUGCAGAACCCAUGCGUAGGAUACGACGAAUGCGGGGAAGGGAAUUAAGGCUGGUUCAGUGCCAGGAUAUUAUUCGAGGAGUAGAGCCAGCCGAGUUGCGUGACAUGCAUCCCUGGAUAGGCCUAUGGGAUAUUUAG